Molecule: messenger RNA, 885 nt
Organism: Zasmidium cellare ATCC 36951
Lineage: Eukaryota; Fungi; Ascomycota; Dothideomycetes; Mycosphaerellales; Mycosphaerellaceae
Exons: 1
Coding region: 1-885 (294 amino acids)
Cellular component (GO): cytoplasm
Molecular function (GO): oxidoreductase activity, acting on the CH-OH group of donors, NAD or NADP as acceptor
Source: RefSeq, a predicted model, not a curated record
AUGCCUGUUGGUCAUUUUCCUCUGAAAGACAGGCUGAUCGUGGUGACCGGCGGCGGCUCAGGGAUAUGUCUAGCCUUCGUCCGGUUGGCCAUGCAGAGCGGCGCUCGGGGAGUUCUGAUUUGUGAUCUCAGACUCACCCCAGAAGCUGAAAGUCUCAUUGGCGAGAAAGUACACUUCUUGCGAUGCGAUGUUGCAAAUUGGCGACAUCUCGAGUACAUUCCGAAGAAAGUCGAAAAGUGCUUCGGUGCCGGCCAAGUCGCAGACAUCUGGAUCGCCGGCGCCGCCAUCUUCGAGCCAGAAUGGAGUUCCUGGCUCUACGACACCGAGAAAGAGGGCGGCUACCACGCCAUGCGAGUAAACGCCGAACACCCCAUGAAAUUCACACGCAUAGCAAUGCGCUCCUGCCUCUCCGUCAACAAACCCUGCGUCGUGCUCAUCCUUUCCAGCAUCGCAGGCAUCUACGGAGGCUACGCAACCGCAAUGUACUGUGCAACCAAACAUGCCGUAACGGGCUUCACGAAAAGCAUGGCGCAAGCCGAUAUCGACGAGUCCUGCAAAGUCGUCGCGAUCCUGCCCGGGCAGGUCAGCACGCCGCUGUGGACGGGUCCCGCGGGGAGGAAAAUGGCGGCGCAGUUCAGCUAUCGGGAGAAGAACUCGAUCUCGGCGGAGGAGGUUGCGGAGGCGAUGAAGGAGGUGAUUGAGGAUGGGGAGGGGAGGUAUCCUGGUGGGACGUUGUUGGGAGUUUCGAAGGCGCGGAGGAGGGAGGUUUUUGAGAGUCUGCAGGGGAUUGUUGGGGAUGGGAGUGUGGCGUUUAAGAAGUGGCAGGAUCGGGUGUUUGAGCCGGUGAGGGAGGUUUUUAGGAAGGAGAGAGGUGCUAGGUUGUGA